Messenger RNA from Leptosomus discolor (cuckoo roller), 1743 nucleotides. NCBI's taxonomy places the organism in Eukaryota, Metazoa, Chordata, Aves, Leptosomiformes, Leptosomidae. The record is from RefSeq and is a predicted model, not a curated record.
CGCUGGGUGCUGGCACACAGAGCUACCCCGAGGGCUUGGACUGGGAAGGGAGCCACCGGGAAGACACCGCAGCAGAGGAGAAAGCCCCCAGAGUCUGCCUCCAUGGAUGAAAAGAAUCAAGACAAAAUCCUAGACGAGGCAUUUUUGAUGAAGCACCACCGUUUGAAGAUCCCCUCUGACCUGUGCUCUGCGAACACCAGCAGCCAAAAUCUGGCCUCUGCUAAAGAAGACUAUUUUGUGAAAUUUGAUUGCGUUGCUUUUGCAAAUGCUGCUGAGAACCUGCUGACACUAGAGUUGUUUUGGAAGUUUCCAGCACUGCAGGACCUGGAACUUUCCUUCAACGGACUUAAGAAUCUGACAAUCCCCGCUGGAGACUUCCUACGUUUGGAAGAUCUGGAUCUCUCCCACAAUAACUCGCCCCCUCAGGACAUCUGGACGUCGGGAGAUUUGUCCCAGCUAGUCCUUCGCUUGAUGGCUGAGGGACUUUGGUCUCUGCCUCCGGACCUGGCAGGCUCGUGGGAGGAAGGCUCUGCUCACGUACCGUUUCCAUCUCUGGAGGUCUUGUCGCUGGCUGGCAAUCGCCUGCCAGACCCGAGCGUCCUUGCAAGCCUGUCUCGGCUCUGCAGCUUGAGGGAGCUGAAUCUGGACAGGAACAGGAUUUCAGCUGUCCCCUACCCGCACCAAGCAGAGAGCAGGCAGUUCUUCCUCCACCCGGGGACGGCGACAGCUUCAGGGCAGAGUGGGACAAGUCCCCCAGCAGCCUCUGGCAGUGGCCCUGGCCACCACAGCAGGAGGACACGGAGCUCUGUUUGGGCUCGGGAGGGUGGUAUCCUGCUGCUGGAGGUGUCUCCUGCCACUGGAGCCUCUGGAGCCCUGUCUCUGCUCACCCUCUUCCUCCUCUCUUCUAAGGAAGGAGUUCUGCCGGCUCCCUCCACACACAGGGACGUUUGUGCUCCCUUUUCUGAGCCCAAGUGUCUCAGCCUGGACUUCAGCAAGGUGAUUUGGGUCCUGUGGCUCUGGACGAGACAGCUCUUCCCCAUGGCUUUCUUCCCGUGCCUGAAGGAGCUAACCUUUCACAACCACCCUCUUGCCGCCACCCGGAGCGGCCGCCUGCCUCUGCUGACCUGGCUCCUCCAGCACCAUCUGGGAAUUAAACUUGUCCGACAGAAGAGCCUAGCCACGGAGAGGUGGCACUUCUCCGUCCCGCUCAAAGCCAGCCGCAAGGUAAGGAGGGAUGUGCCGCGGGUCAAGAAGCGGCCGCUGAUGCUGGAAGCUCCUGCCAAGACCCUUGUUUGUCAACAGCUCCCGGCUGCGGCGGAGCUCCGUGACCGCAGCCGGCGGACGGUGCUGGAGGAAGGCGACUCCAGGCCUCCUCCCGGCGCAGCUGAGGACAUUGCACCCUUCUUCGUGACGCAGGUGGAGGAUGAGUCCAGACCCCUGCCGAAACCCAUGGCAGAGGGCAGGCUGGAGAAGAGGAGUGAGCAGAGGAGGGAAGGAAGCUCCUAGGUGGUUCCAGCGAGAUACAAAGGCUACGAGGAGCUGCUCAGUGGGGACACAGACAUGGAUUUUAUCGCGCCAGUUGGGAACGUGCAGGCGCUGUACUACAACCUGAAACGCCCUCUGGUUUACUGGGAUGCCAAGCCACGACCAGACCGUGUGCCGAAGCCCCACAUGCCUCAGGAAAAGCACGGGAGGAUGCCCGACCCUCCUGCUGGCAAAGCAGAGGUCCUGGAAGGAAUCCUG